AUGAUCCUCUCUGCAAAGAUGUUGGGGGCCAUACUCCUCGAGCUGGCACUCACUGCGGCUGCCCAGCAGACCCUCUACGGUCAAUGUGGUGGAAACGGCUGGACCGGGCCUACUCAGUGUGUCUCAGGCGCAUGCUGCCAAAUUCAGAAUCCUUGGUACUCUCAGUGUCUCCCUGGAAGCUGCUCGCCAAGCACGACCCUGACGAGAGUGACCACCACCGCCACGUCCACAGCCAGUACCGCCACGUCCGGCACCGGGGGGAGCCUGCCUUCUAGCUUCAAAUGGUCCUCCAGCGGCCCACUUGUCGACCCCAAGAAUGAUGGUCGCGGCAUCGCUGCACUCAAAGACCCUUCCAUUGUGGAGGUCGAUGGCACGUACCAUGUCUUUGCUAGCACUGCCACUAGUGCGGGUUACAACAUGGUCUACUUCAAUUUCACCGACUUCAACCAGGCAAACAACGCGCCCUUCUUCUACCUUGAUAAAUCGCCAAUCGGCAGCGGAUACCGUGCUGCGCCCCAGGUGUUCUUCUUCAAGCCACAGAACCUCUGGUAUCUUGUGUACCAGAAUGGCAAUGCUGCCUACUCUACCAACAAGGACAUCAGCAACCCUGCAGGAUGGAGCGCGCCCAAGACUUUCUACAGCAGCCAGCCCAGCAUCAUCACAGAAAAUAUCGGCAACGGCUACUGGGUCGAUAUGUGGGUGAUCUGUGACUCCGCCAACUGCCACCUCUUCUCCUCCGACGACAACGGCCAUCUCUAUCGCUCGCAGACCACGCUCGCCAACUUCCCCAACGGUAUGACCAACACCGUCAUCGCGAUGCAGGAUUCCAACCCCAACAACCUGUUCGAAGCAAGCAAUGUCUACCACGUGGGCGGAGGUAAAUACCUGCUGAUUGUUGAAGCCAUUGGUAGUGGAGGUGACCGCUACUUCCGGUCAUGGACCUCGACCAGCCUCACUGGUACCUGGACUGCUCUGGCGGCUAGCGAGUCCAACCCCUUCGCUGGUGCGAAGAACGUCGCUUUCAGCGGGAAUGUGUGGACAAAGAGCAUCAGCCAUGGAGAGAUGAUCCGUGACCAGGUCGACCAGACUUUGACCAUCAGCCCUUGCAAGCUGCGAUACCUUUACCAGGGCGUGGAUCCCGCUGCGACUGGCAACUAUAACUCCUUGCCGUGGAAGCUUGCUCUGCUCACGCAGACUAAUUCGGCUUGCUAA
This is a messenger RNA of Aspergillus clavatus NRRL 1, 1212 nucleotides long. It is a transcript of the gene abfII, whose product is annotated as putative extracellular glycosyl hydrolase/cellulase. Gene Ontology annotation, cellular component: extracellular region. The record is from RefSeq and is a predicted model, not a curated record. NCBI's taxonomy places the organism in Eukaryota, Fungi, Ascomycota, Eurotiomycetes, Eurotiales, Aspergillaceae. The transcript is spliced from 2 exons. Gene Ontology annotation, biological process: L-arabinose metabolic process. Bases 1 to 1212 code for a protein of 403 amino acids. Gene Ontology annotation, molecular function: cellulose binding; alpha-L-arabinofuranosidase activity.